GCUCUUAGGCUUAGGAGGCAAGAGAGAGUUGUGGGGGGAAACCCAUCCGAAGGCACGCCCCCCCUUAUAUGGGAAAUUUUCAGAUCGAGACCCAUGCGUCACAGGAGGCGAGGCAGCGGUCUCGUUCAGUCAGUCGAAUGGCGGUGCGGAGGUUCGGAUGGCGGUCUCGGCACUCUCAUCAGGCAGCGAUUUAGUUCCCUCGAGGGCGGCAGUCCUCUGAUUUGUAGGGAAUCGGGCAGUGCAGAAUAUCCAGACAGCCCGGUCUCGAAUUGCAGGGUUUUUUUUGCAUAA
Messenger RNA from Sphenostylis stenocarpa, 291 nucleotides. The record is from the annotation of a GenBank genome assembly. Lineage: Eukaryota; Viridiplantae; Streptophyta; Magnoliopsida; Fabales; Fabaceae.